CAUAGAAGUGCGAAGCGCAGAUGUAAAAUGACGUUAAGGUUUCUUGAUUUUUAUUGUUGUGGUCCAUUGUAGUUUGAAAUAAUAUCGAGAUUUAGUCGGCGAGUGCAAUCCGCGAAUACAACAGUAGUAAACGUGUAGAAAAAAAAACUAAUAAAACACAUAAAAUACCGAAGGUUGUGUACGACGAAACACGAACACAAAUGAAAUCCAACAGACAGAAUUUUCAAACGUAUCAAAUCGAUAGAUAGUUCAAGAUGUAUACUGUCGCGACCAUUCUUACGAUCGUCGUACUCCAACACAAGGCUUCGUGGGCUUCAAACUCUAGGUCAUGUCAAAUGUGUGAAUGCAAAAACAGUACUAUAACGUGUGUCGACGUACUUAUUGAAAACCAACAACAAUUCAACAUGACAGAAGACAUUACAACGGUACACUUCACACGAACUCCAAUUGAAACCAUUAAAAACAAGUUUUUUACAAGUGAAAACCUACAAAACAUUACGUGGAUAUCAAGUAAUAUUAAGAAAGUAGAAUCGUUGGACCAAAAGAAACUAAAAUAUUUGGAUUUAUCAAAAAAUGUCAUCAACGAGUUGUCUCCCGACGCUUUUGCAAACUGUCCACAACUAGAAUAUAUAGACUUAUCAAAUAAUCGUAUAAGCUACAUACCAGACAAUUUAUUUUUAGAGACUAGUAUGUUAAAAGUAUUGAAACUAGAAAAUAAUAAUUUUAACGCGAUACCAAAACAUUUAUUUUCAAAUCUAGAAAAUCUAGAAUACCUGAACGUUGCUGACAGCGGCUUAUAUAAUAUUUCUUUCGGACCACUAAAGAAUCUUAGAAGUAUUAUUAUUAGCAACAGCAAUAAUUUAUCAACAAUUGAAGAAGAUUCUUUUAGUUCAACACCAAACAUUGAAGUAAUUGAAAUAAAUAAUUGCAAUAAACUUCAAACUUUACCUAACACAAUUGCAUCUCUGAAAAAUCUCAAAAAACUACAUAUGGCCAACACAAAAAUGGAAGUCAAUUGUUAUAAUGGAUGGUUUAUGCAAUGGGUAAAUGAAACGAAUGUUAUUGAAGGAUUCGAAGGGUAUUCAGAUUUUGUCACUAAUAUAAAUAAACUCGAUUGCCCUCCAAAAAUUUAUUACACCACCGGACCCGUCGUGUUCCAACUGACAGAAAAUGGAACGAUUGAAUGCAAGGCGUACGGUAACCCAUAUCCAGCAAUAACAUGGCUAGCGCCAGGAGGUAGGACGUUUCAUGAAAACAAAGAGACCGAUAAAAACUUUACAGAUCACCCAAAAGUGCACGAUUGGGAAAAUAAGCCAAUAUAUGUGCCAUCGAUUAAGACAGACCUGAAUGGUUCUAUGCACAUUUCGAGAGUGUUACGGGACAAUAUAGGAAAUUAUACGUGUUAUGUUUCUAAUAUUCAUGGCCAUGAUUCUCAAGUUGUAGUGUUGCGUUUAGAUAGUAGUGUUUUUUUCAACAUCAAGAUAAAUGCAAUUUUACUAGGAUUAGUAUCGGCCAUUGGAUUUUUGAUGCUAACUAUACUGUGUUGUGCCUUCAAGUUACUACUAAUUAAAAUGAACUGCAUGAAGGCUAGAAAAAUUCCAGUAGAAAACGAAUUGGAGACUGUGGAAACAGAAAAGCAUGUUCCUGAGCAAGUAUAAUUUCAAAAUAUUUUUAUCAUACAACAUGAAGUGUUUGUACGUCUUAAGGUUUACACGAAAUACAAUUAACAUACCUACUUAGUACAAACUAUAAUUUGAAAUUUUUUUGAAUAGGUUUACUAUAUUUCUAUUUAUAUAAAUUUAUAUAUAUGUUAAGUUGUUCAUACUGUUUGAUACAAUAAAAUAUUCAGGAGAUAUUUAA
Molecule: messenger RNA, 1860 nt
Organism: Adelges cooleyi (spruce gall adelgid)
Lineage: Eukaryota; Metazoa; Arthropoda; Insecta; Hemiptera; Adelgidae
Product: peroxidasin homolog
Exons: 3
Coding region: 255-1658 (467 amino acids)
Molecular function (GO): protein binding
Source: RefSeq, a predicted model, not a curated record